Messenger RNA from Sordaria macrospora k-hell, 1377 nucleotides. RefSeq lists its product as uncharacterized. The record is from RefSeq and is a predicted model, not a curated record. NCBI's taxonomy places the organism in Eukaryota, Fungi, Ascomycota, Sordariomycetes, Sordariales, Sordariaceae.
AUGGCACCACCAACCUACACUUUCGAAACCAUCAUCCAAAAGGCUGUCAACGACGGCAUCGUCCCCGGCGUAGUCCUCUACGCUCGUAACAAAGAUGGAACCCUCAACUACUCCCACGCAACCGGCUACGCCUCCCUCUCCCCCACGCACCCGCGCCCCAUGACCCCUCACACAAUCCUCGCCCUAGCCUCCAUGACCAAACUCCUAACCUCCAUCUGCAUCCUGCAACUCCUCGACUCUUCCUCCCCCUACAAGUCUCAAUUCCCACUAGGCCUCGACACCCCCGUCACCGACCCCGACUCCUAUCCAGAAACUUACCUCCCCGACCUCGCCUCCCUCCCCAUCUUGUCCCCCACCGUCUCAGACCCCUUCGCUACUAGAACCAGGUCUAAGCACAUCACCGUCCGCCAUCUUUUGACUCAUUCUUCCGGAUGCGGCUACACCUUCCUCCAACCUCCCCUGACGGCCUGGCAAGAGUGGAAGUUAGCGCAAGAAAACAAGAAACCACACCUACCGCUCGGCACGGCCUUCGCGCAAACUGUUCCCGAGCAGUUUUCUUGGCCUUUACUCUUCGAACCCGGGGAGGGAUGGGCGUACGGUUGCGGGAUUGAUUGGGUUGGGUGGUUUUUGGAGAAGGUUACGGGGAAGACGUUGGAUGAGUGGAUGCAGGAAUCUGUAGUCAAGAAAUUGGGACUGGAAAAGGGAAGUUUGGGGUUUUAUCCUGAGAGGGUGUGGCCUUCUGAGGAACAGGAAAAGAGGGAGAGAGUGGCGGAUAUGGGGAAGAGAGUGGAUAAUGAUUUAGCUGUUGCUGGUGAACAGGCCCAAGGUAGUGAAGGAGAAGGAGGGGGCCACUCAAGGACUCGACACAUCGACACACCCCAGCUUCUCAAACCCGCUGAUCGCGGUGCCUUUGGCGGACAAGGCGGGUUUGCGGAUUUGAGCGCUUAUUGUGAGGUGGUGUAUUCAUUGUUGGUUGAUGAUGAACGGUUACUCACCAAGGAGACGGCGAGGUUGUUAUUUAAGGGACAACUGAAAGAGGAGAAAGCGAAGACGGCACUAAAUGAGAAUAUGAAGACGCCGCAGUGGGUGGUUGGCUAUGUUGAGGAGCCGGCGGAGGGGAAGGGGUUGGUAUAUGAUUGGAGUGCGGGCGGGUUGUUGGUUGAUGAGCCCGGGAAGAAAGGUGACGAGGGGAGGUGGAGGAGGAGGGGCUACCUUGGAUGGGGAGGAGGGAUCUUUAACUUGAAUUGGUUUGUCGAUCGAGAGGCAGGUGUUUGUGGAGUGUUUGGGGCGCAGACUCUGGACCCGGCUGAUCCGCUGAUUGAACCCUUGAUCAAGGAUUUCGAGAGGGAAAUCUUUGAGAAGUAUGGGGCGAAGUGA